Messenger RNA from Biomphalaria glabrata, 3089 nucleotides. Its product is annotated as gastrula zinc finger protein xLCGF3.1-like. The coding region runs from base 479 to 1615 and encodes 378 amino acids. The transcript has a single exon. NCBI's taxonomy places the organism in Eukaryota, Metazoa, Mollusca, Gastropoda, Planorbidae. Gene Ontology annotation, molecular function: DNA-binding transcription factor activity; RNA polymerase II cis-regulatory region sequence-specific DNA binding. The record is from RefSeq and is a predicted model, not a curated record. Gene Ontology annotation, biological process: regulation of transcription by RNA polymerase II.
AGGAACAGCGCCUGGAUUGUGACAAGGUUGUGGGAGCUUUUUUACAACUCCACACAGUGCAAUGAGGAUGCUCUCGCACCCCCUUAGGCACCCCCACAGGAGUCUUGUUUUGCUACUCAUCUGUAAUAAAGUUUACUACUCUAAAGAUUUAUCUGAUUACAUCAUAACACAGGGUACAUUUUAAUCUAGGUAAUGAUUUUGUUUCCUUAAACAUAUCAUGAAUAAUCAUAAUCAUCAUUCACACUUGGCUGCUCACAAACUUUUUUAGUUUGAAAAAAUUGUAUAAAACAGAUUCUGUCUUAUAGUUUGGAAUUGCAGUAAUGAAAAUCAAUAAUCUCCUUCUAAUUCAAAACCAUGUUUAAACAGCUUUUACCCUUUCUGUUUAUAAGUGGCUGUUUUGGUUGUUGUUUUUUUGAACUAAUAUAAUUUUAAAUCGUGCAUAUUCAAAUUUAAUUUUUUUUUCCAAUAGAUAAAAAACAUGAGGCAAGAAGAAGAAAUGACUUCAACAAAUGCAAUGCAUGAUCAUAUGGAAUCAAGCCUAUCCAAUGAAAUUGUUUCAGAUAAGAUCAAGAAAUCUACUUGCACAGAUAAUCAUCAAUUAAAUAAACUUUUCACUUGCCAAAUUUGUCAAAAAGGAUUUUCUAGCUCUAAAAUAUUACAAAAUCAUGAGUUGAUUCAUGCUGGUGAAAAAACAAAUAAAUGUCAAAUAUGUCAGAAAGGAUUUUCUCGUUCUUCUGAUUUGAAGAAACACCAACAGACUCAUACUGAUGAAAAAACAAAUAAAUGUCAAAUAUGUCAAAAAGGAUUUUCUUCAUCUAGUUAUUUGAAACAACACAAACUGAUUCAUACUGGUGAACAACCAUUUAAAUGUCAAAUAUGUCACAAAGGUUUUUCUUCAUCUAGUUAUUUGAAACAACACCAACUGAUUCAUACUGGUGAACAACCAUUUAAAUGUGACACUUGUGGAAAAGGAUUAUCUUAUUUUUCAUCUUUGAAACAACACCAGCUAGUUCAUACUGGUGAAAAACCAUUUAAAUGUGACACAUGUGGAAAAGGAUUAUCUAAUUUUUCAUCUAUGAAAAAACACCUACUAGUUCAUACUAGUGAAAAACUAUUCAAAUGUCAAAUAUGUCAGAAAGGAUUUACUCAUUCUGAUUAUUUGAAAAAACACCAACUUGUUCAUACUGGUGAAAAAACAUUUAAAUGUCAAAUUUGUCCAAAAGGAUUUUCUUACACUAGUAGUUUGAAACAACACCAACUGGUUCAUACUGGUGAAAAAACAUUUAAAUGUCAAAUAUGUCAGAAAGGAUUUUCUUACGCUAGUAGUUUGAAACAACACCAACUGGUUCAUACUGGUGAAAAACCAUUUAAAUGUCAAAUAUGUCAGAAAGGAUUUUCUUAUGCUAGUAGUUUGAAACAACACCAACUACUUCAUACUGGUGAAAAACCAUUUAUAUGUCAAAUAUGUCAGAAAGGGUUUUCUCGGUUUCAUCAUUUGAAACAACACCAACUUGUUCAUACUGGUGAAAAAACAUUUAAAUCAGUGGUUCCCAAACGUUUUUGUCCCAUAGCCCCCCUGUCAUGUUUUCUGGUUUUUGGUAGACCCACAGGUUAACUUAAAUUUUUGUUUUUAAAUUCAUCAGCAUUUAAAAAGAAUAAAAUUUCUACCUGUAGUGAGCUGAGGAGUGAAAAAGUAAUUUAAAGCUACAUAUUAAGUUAUAGAGAUCUUUUUUAUUGAUAAAAUUCAAAUUUAAACCAAUUAAAAUAACAAUUAAUUAAUUAAUAUGCUGGAAUCACCUAACACACUGGAAAUGUUGAUUUUUCUUUGCAGGUUUAUGGUUAUCAUCCAUUACAAAUCUUAUUAUGUUUGUUGUUCUCUGAAGCAGUCCUUCAAACAAUAAAUAUUAAUUAAUUUACCUAACCUAUAUCAUUGUUAAAGUUUUUGCAAAGAUCUGUUUCUCCUAUAAUUGUCUAAUGUGUGGCUCAAAUAUUUAGUCCGAAGAACUGUUUUCAUUAACGGCAAAUCAUUAACGGCAGAAGGGGCGAAUAUGAGUUCUAAACCAGAAAGCUUGCUAUCCACUUAGCAAAAUGAAAACUGAAUUCAAAACUCUGCUGCAUUGCAACUAUCCCCAAACAUGGUAAUGGUUUCGUGUGUUACCCCUGAGGAAAAAUAAGGAGUUAGCAACCCAUAGGCAGAUUGUAGCAGACAGCGCUACACCCUGUCAGAGCCUCUGAUUCCAAACUGUAUCUAUUUUGUUUGCAAAAAAUUACAUAAGAAGCUCUCUUUUUUAAUGACUCAUGCCACCGAUGUGCCCCUGAACUGGAUUUUUUACUCAAAGAAAUUCUUUUAGUAAUAUUAAAUGUAGGUCUGUGCAAAACAGUUUUUAAAACAACAAUGGCUUGUAAAAUCUAAAGUUUUAGGUAUCAGAGAUAUUGUAAGACUCUCACAAACCAUUAUCUCGUCUAUAUGAUGUCGAAGAGAGAUUUUGUUGGUCUUUUUUUUAUCAUUGAGUGUUUGAACGUUUUUCAAAUGUUUAGGCUAUUUAUUUUGUCAUGGUGGCAUUGUCUCAGAUGGUCUGCCAGCGUAACUUGUUAUAUAUCGUCAUAAAUAGGCGCUUAGGCAACCGCUUGUUUGACAAAGAAGGAAUGAAGCCAUUUAUUUUAAAUAAUCAGCGCUGUACAGUUUACCUUCAUUUUGUUAAACAUUAGUUACAUGCAGACGAUAUUAAUCUAUUUAAAUAAGUAUUGGAAUUAAAUACUAUAAUUUUUCGUUUGAAUAGUGUCACAGUCUCGCUUGACAUUGCCUGUUAUAUGCUCACCUUUGGUCAAGAAGAGGAAAGGCACGUGAAUCAUCUGAGAUAGAAAGAGGAAGUAAGAAUGACUAAAUGGACUUUUAGUCACUUGUAGCUUUUAGGUCAGUUGAGAGAGACACUCAUGGGAUCUGAGUCGGUACACAUAGUUCUAGUAGUUGUUGGUUUUUGUACUUAGAGCUGGGUACAUAUUAUCGAAGUUUAUAAUUAUAUUUCAAAUUGAAUUAUCUUUGUGUAACUAUUAUGAAGCUGCAGUAUUAUUGAAUAAACCUUACAGUU